Molecule: messenger RNA, 13847 nt
Organism: Pelobates cultripes (western spadefoot toad)
Lineage: Eukaryota; Metazoa; Chordata; Amphibia; Anura; Pelobatidae
Source: the annotation of a GenBank genome assembly
AUGGCUCUGGGUAAGCUGGUUGUGUGGGGGCCACAGCCAUGGCCUGGGGUAAGCGGCUGUGGGGGAGCACAGCCAUGGUUCUGGGAAGUGGGUAUAAGCGGGCUGUGGGAGGGGAUACAGCCAUGGCUUUGGGUAUAAGCGGGCUGUGGGGUGAUACAGCCAUGGUUCUGGGCAUAAGUGGGCUGUGGGGGGGAUACAGCCAUGGCUCUGGGUACAAGUGGAAGGGAGGGAUACAGCCAUUGGCUCUGGGGUAUAAGCAGACUGUGGGGAGGGGGAAGAGAUACAGCCAUGGUCCUGUAUAAGCUGACCGUGGGGGGGGGAGUACAGCCAUAGUUCUGGGUAUUAGUGGGCUGUGGGGGGUGGAUACAGCAAUGGUUCUCUGGUGGUUAUCAUGGUGCUGGGGAUGCAUCUUACCAGUAUUUGUUUUAUUGCCCUUGUUGCUUUUAGGAAUUCUCUGCUUCUUGAAGACUGGGACACGGGAUGGACCCAACAAAGGGAAGAGUUUCUACGUGUGUGGGGCGAAUCGUGGCGCACCCUGUAUCUUCACCCAGCAAGCAGAGUACGUCAUACAGAAACUGACUGGCUGCAGUUCCUCUCACAUCCAGUGCAUGACAGGCUGGUUGCAGUUCCUCUCACAUCCAAUGCAUGACAGGCUGGCGGCAGUCCCUCUCACAUCCAAUGCAUGACAGGCUGGCGGCAGUCCCUCUCACAUCCAAUGCAUGACAGGCUGGCGGCAGUCCCUCUCACAUCCCAUGCAUGACAGGCUGGCUGCAGUCCCUCUCACAUCCAAUGUAUGACAGGCUGGCUGCAGUCCCUCUCACAUCCAAUGUAUGACAGGCUGGCUGCAGUCACUCUCACAUCCAAUGCAUGACAGGCUGGCUGCAGUUCCUCUCACAUCCAAUGCAUGACAGGCUGGCUGCAGUCCCUCUCACAUCCAAUGCAUGACAGGCUGGCGGCAGUCCCUCUCACAUCCAAUGCAUGACAGGCUGGCUGCAGUCCCUCUCACAUCCAAUGCAUGACAGGCUGGCGGCAGUCCCUCUCACAUCCAAUGCAUGACAGGCUGGCGGCAGUCCCUCUCACAUCCAAUGCAUGACAGGCUGGCUGCAGUCCCUCUCACAUCCAAUGCAUGACAGGCUGGCUGCAGUCCCUCUCACAUCCAGUGCAUGACAGGCUGGCUGCAGUCCCUCUCACAUCCAGUGCAUGACAGGCUGGCUGCAGUCCCUCUCUCAUCCAAUGCAUGACAGGCUGGCUGCAGUCCCUCUCACAUCCAAUGCAUGACAGGCUGGCUGCAGUCCCUCUCACAUCCAAUGCAUGACAGGCUGGCUGCAGUCCCUCUCACAUCCAAUGCAUGACAGGCUGGCUGCAGUCCCUCUCACAUCCAAUGCAUGACAGGCUGGCGGCAGUCCCUCUCACAUCCAAUGCAUGACAGGCUGGCGGCAGUCCCUCUCACAUCCAAUGCAUGACAGGCUGGCUGCAGUCCCUCUCACAUCCAAUGCAUGACAGGCUGGCUGCAGUCCCUCUCACAUCCAAUGCAUGACAGGCUGGCUGCAGUCCCUCUCACAUCCAAUGCAUGACAGGCUGGCUGCAGUCCCUCUCACAUCCAAUGCAUGACAGUCCCUCACAUCAAUGCAUGACAGGCUGGCUGCAGUCCCUCUCACCAUGCAUGACAGGCUGGCUGCAGUCCCCUCUCAUCCAAUGCAUGACAGGCUGGCUGCAGUCCCUCUCACAUCCAAUGCAUGACAGGCUGGCUGCAGUCCCUCUCACAUCCAAUGCAUGACAGGCUGGCUGCAGUCCCUCUCACAUCCAAUGCAUGACAGGCUGGCUGCAGUCCCUCUCACAUCCAAUGCAUGACAGGCUGGCUGCAGUCCCUCUCACAUCCAGUGCAUGACAGGCUGGCUGCAGUUCCUCUCACAUCCAAUGCAUGACAGGCUGGCUGCAGUCCCUCUCACAUCCAGUGCAUGACAGGCUGGCUGCAGUCCCAUUCACAUCCAAUGCAUUGUAUAAAAGCACACUGACACAGUAACUGUACUGAAUGGAACACUGAAUUACAACAUCCAGCCAAAAAAGUUGAUUUUUAAAAUUCUCCAACUCUACUAUAACUACAGUUUUGACAUUUGUGAUUCAGUUUUCAUUUAAAGGGACACUAUAAUCACCAUAACAACUACUGAAAAGGUGUGUGUACGAAUUCAAGAAAGCAUGAGUGUGUAUUUGAAUGCAGGUUUUUUGUAUUUUUUGUAUGACCUAUGUGUUUGAAUGCUAGUGUGAACAUGUGCAUACAGAGCUCUUUUCUGCAGUGUCAAUGUACUUUUAGGUGUCCCUUGUUGUCGGUUUGCAUCUGUAUUCCAGAGAUCUAUUGAUGGGGUCUUCAGGGUAUUUUACAGUGUUAACAUAUUCCAGAAAUCCAUCAUUUGUGGAUCUAUUCAUACAUUUCAGCUGACAGCAUAUACAUUCACUGAGUGUUCUGUAUACAGAGCAAUGCUGGGACAGCGUUCUGAAAAUAUAGCAGAAACAUUACCCAGAGUUACUGUGUUCUCUAUACAGUAUCCCUGCGUCUCACUGCAUGGCCAGUAUAAUAACCCAGAGUAACGCUGUCUGUUAUAACAUUACUGUGUGUUCUCUAUACAGUAUCCCUGCGUCUCACUGCACGGCCAGUAUAAUAACCCAGAGUAACGCUGUCUGUUAUAACAUUACUGUGUGUUCUCUAUACAGUAUCCCUCCGUCUCACUGCAUGGCCAGUAUAAUAACCCAGAGUAACGCUGUCUGUUAUAACAUUACUGUGUGUUCUCUAUACAGUAUGCCUGCGUCUCACUGCACGGCCAGUAUAAUAACCCAGAGUAAGGCUGUCUGUUAUAACAUUACUGUGUGUUCUCUAUACAGUAUGCCUGCGUCUCACUGCACGGCCAGUAUAAUAACCCAGAGUAACGCUGUCUGUUAUAACAUUACUGUGUGUUCUCUAUACAGUAUCCCUCCGUCUCACUGCAUGGCCAGUAUAAUAACCCAGAGUAACGCUGUCUGUUAUAACAUUACUGUGUGUUCUCUAUACAGUAUCCCUGCGUCUCACUGCACGGCCAGUAUAAUAACCCAGAGUAACGCUGUCUGUUAUAACAUUACUGUGUGUUCUCUAUACAGUAUCCCUCCGUCUCACUGCAUGGCCAGUAUAAUAACCCAGAGUAACGCUGUCUGUUAUAACAUUACUGUGUGUUCUCUAUACAGUAUGCCUGCGUCUCACUGCACGGCCAGUAUAAUAACCCAGAGUAAGGCUGUCUGUUAUAACAUUACUGUGUGUUCUCUAUACAGUAUGCCUGCGUCUCACUGCACGGCCAGUAUAAUAACCCAGAGUAACGCUGUCUGUUAUAACAUUACUGUGUGUUCUCUAUACAGUAUCCCUGCGUCUCACUGCACGGCCAGUAUAAUAACCCAGAGUAACGCUGUCUGUUAUAACAUUACUGUGUGUUCUCUAUACAGUAUCCCUCCGUCUCACUGCAUGGCCAGUAUAAUAACCCAGAGUAACGCUGUCUGUUAUAACAUUACUGUGUGUUCUCUAUACAGUAUCCCUGCGUCUCACUGCACGGCCAGUAUAAUAACCCAGAGUAACGCUGUCUGUUAUAACAUUACUGUGUGUUCUCUAUACAGUAUCCCUGCGUCUCACUGCAGGCCAGUAUAAUAACCCAGAGUAACGCUGUCUGUUAUAACAUUACUGUGUGUUCUCUAUACAGUAUCCCUCCGUCUCACUGCACGGCCAGUAUAAUAACCCAGAGUAACGCUGUCUGUUAUAACAUUACUCUGUGUUCUCUAUACAGUAUUCCUGCAUCUCACUGCCUCCUGCACGAGGAUUUUGUGGUGGAUCUCCAAGCUUUGAUCAGACAAGACUCUGACAGUCACAGGUAAGAUUUGCUGAUAGAGUCUGCCAUCCUGUGCAUAAGUAGGGGAGGUGGGAACACAAUGCAUGUCACUCCCUGCAAGUGAGGAGGAGAAUAUAAACUUUAUUUUUCAUUCCGGUUCUCCUCUAACCCUAAUUACUGAAUGGCAGUAAAGCAAACAUGUUUAACAAUGAUAUCCGGAGAGAGCCAAGAUGGUUUCACACAGUUCCUGUAUUUUCACAAUUAGUUUUAUUUUAGUCUCAGAAAAACCUAGGUGUUAAUAUAAAAGGAUAAAUUAACGUACUAAUAAAAAUCCAGAGAAUGAGCAUCCCGUAUUAAUGAUUUGUGUAUCGUGUUUAUUUUAUCCGGCAUGUGACGGUCCACUUUGGGGUAAUUACCAAAGUGUCACGAGACCCCAUUAAUGCAGAGGUUUUCUUUUCCAGACUUUAUUACCGCUGUGUGAAGGGCAAGGCGGAGGGCAAAAAGUGGUGCGGAAAUGUCCCUUGGCAGGUGAGUAGACAUGGAAGACAUUGUUAAACUGUUCUCUGUAAUGUCUGUUGUCUGUAAGCUAGUGUCUGUAAUAUCUCCUGUCUGUGCGCUCUGUGCACUCUGUGCUGUCUACAAACUGUGUAAAAUAAUAUCUCCUAAUUCCUAGCUGUUGUGUUACAGCGCCGUUUUCUUUAUGUUGGAUUCUGCUUGGAUAUUCCAUUUUGUUUGUAUGAGCGACCAAUGUUUCUUGGAAUUCUGAAACAAAUAAUUAUUAUUACUAUUUAUACACGUGGCAGAAAUGCCUCUGCCACGUGUUCUUGGAGGGGCCUGCUUGCCAGCCUCCUGCCAAAAGACUAUGGGCCCUUUAAUAACCUAUGUGAUUUAUGUACUUUUGUACUCCAGAGAGAGAGACCAACCGUUAGCCCUGGUUCCCUGGAACUGUUUUGGGCAUAGGACCACGUGCACGGUCGGUCAAAAAUAAGACUUCCAGGAAAUUCUUGAACCCCUGAACCGAUCUGGGUGAUUUUUGGAUAUGUUGGUCCCCCAGAUCGGAGCUAUAAGGGGAUGUGGGGUUUCCAUGUAUUUUGGGGUAUUGUAAAAUGUAUGUUUUCUGUGCCUGGAGAUAAUUGAGUUUAGUACAGUUCCUGACUCAAUUAUCUCUCAGGCACAGGGGAGGGAUUAUCUUAUUUUGUGUGGGAGUGUCCUGGAGCCAAUGUAAUCACGUGUAUGUUUUUGAUGUAGUCCCCUCUCAGGUCUUGUGGGGAAAGCCCCUGGAAUAUGUAACCGUAAACCCCUUGCAUGGGGACCUGCAUAUAAGGCCAGUUGUGGUUGUCAUUAAACAAGCUCUACUUCACCCUCAACACAGAGCCUCGUCUCAUGCUUUUAGGGAACAUCUAUAUCACUAGCUCUUGUAAGCUAUAGUGCUUUACUCUCUGGAGGAGGAGAGGUCUACCCACUGGAAGCUUGAUCCCUGACUUGGGUCCAGGGUGGGUAGAGGACAGCGAGACCCCAACCAAGCUGCGGCUGCUAAGGGUCUACAGUCUACAGUGCUGAUGGUGUCCGGUGCGGUGCUUAUGGUACUCAAGGCUUACUAGGAAGCAUCAACUGGCGGAGGCACCCAGUCAGGGUGCCAGGGCGUCCGUCACAACACAUUUGCAUGAUAAUAUAUCAAAAUGACACUGUUUGUAAUUGUUGAAUAUGCUUAACCCCUUAAGGACCGAUGACGGUUCAGGACAGUCAUUGGAAACAUCCCCUUGAGGACUGGUGACGGUCCUGAACCGUCAUAACAGUAUUUGGGUACUUACCUGAUCGGCGUCGUUCCUCUGGCGGCGAUCAGUGUUUCUCCCGGUCUGGGGGGACUGCCUGUCUGCCCAGAUAGUCUCCCCGCGUCAAAUUACGACUCCACGGCCACGUGAUCGAUCUAACAGGUACCUGUGUAUCUACCUGCAGGGGGACUGUCUGUGCUUAAUAAAUGUGUGUGUGUGUGUGUGUGUAUAUAAUAGAUAUAUAUUUGUGCUCGGAAUUUAUCUAAUGCGUAAUGAAAUCUAGAAGGGAAAGCAAAAGUUGGUUGAGGUGUGCCGAAACCAACGUAUGAGUAGGCCUGUAAAAAGAGGGCCCACAAAGGUGAGUGUUAAUAUAGAUGGGUGUAGGUGGGUGGGGACAAACAGCUUGCAAGACAACGGUAAGUAGGGGGGUAGGGUUUAUAUAGGAUCAUUACUCCUCCCACAAAUUCAGGCCAAAUGGCCUUCCAACUUGUGCUUGGAAUUUAUCGAAUACGUAAUGAAAUAUAGAAGGGAAAGCAAAAGUUGGUUGAGGUGUGCCGAAACCAACGUACGAGUAGGCCUGUAAAAAGAGGGCAAAAGAGGAUUCAAAGAUGACCACACUUUAUUGCAAGUUAAUACAGCAUGAGUAACGAAAGCUUGUAAGAUGCUUCACUCUGAUUGAGGUAUGUAAGUACCUGAGCUGAUGCUUCUUGAUGACCCCAUUGUUUGUGAUGUAGACUGGGGUGUAAGUGUUUGAAUCUGCUGCUGUAGUGCCUUUGGAGACGUAACCGCUGAAAGACAGCAUAGAAGGUUUUAAGUAAGAAGCUUGGUUGUGAGUUUAGAGAAAAAGGCAAACAUUUUACCAUGAUUAUAACAGCGAGGUUCUCAAAUUUAAGCCAGCUUCUGAAUGUGUCGUCUCAUGGUGCAAUACAGUAAGCCCUGGCGAAUGUGAAGGGAAAGUCGUGACCCUGCGUGAAGCGUGCGUACCUGUGUGAGGUACCAUUGUGUGCUUAGUCCCAGAUUAGCUCAUGGAAAGGUGGUAUCCUAGAUGGAAAGUGGUAGGCCAUGGGGAGUGCCUGGAAGAAGGUAUCAAAUUGGGAGCGUGACAGAGCGUCAGCUGCUGUGUUGUGGACACCAGGAAUGUGGAUACAGACUAGGAAGAACUGAGAGGUAGCUGCCAACCACGUCAGCCUGCGAAUCAGCCUCAUAAUUGUUAGGGAGGAGGACCGACCUUUGUUAAUGAUGUCACAGGCUGCGGAGUUGUUGGAAAAGCAUCUAACUGCCUUGCCGGUCCAAAGGUGACCCCACGUGUGGGCGGCCGCUACGAUGGGGUAGAUCUCAAAUAAAUAAAGUAGAUGUUUCUUUGAAGGCCGGCAAGGCAUCCGUCUCAGGGGGCCAGUCGUCCCUAAACCAGUGAUUGUCGCAGAUGGCUGCGAACCCUGUGUGUGCCGCUGCGUCUAUGUGAAUCGAAGGUGAGUGCUCUGAAAGUGGGGGAAUGAACAAAGAGAUCUGUAACGGACCGUUUCUCUCAAAAGGGGAUAAAUCAGUUUAGGCGAUAAUCCCCUUUCCCAUAGACCAGCAGCUACUACAAUCACCAACCUCCCGAACUCCAAACUGUACGAAUCCCCAACUCACGAACAAGAAAUACACGAACUCUGGAAGCAGCCGAACAGGAAAAGCAAUACGAACGGCUUACAUUCCUGGCAGUCAGCACACAAUCCAAUUCCCCCAAUAACGAGACGACACUUCAUUUUGAGGGUUAAGCAGAAUCUGCCGAUUUAUUCACACAACUUCCUUUUAAGACAUUCUCCCAUGCAAGGGAGGGAUCCACAACAAUUAGUACCCCAGCCAAUAAUGUACCAGUUGCCUCCCACACAUCUCCUCCCCUUAGUGUGACACAUAAUCCCAUUAGUACAGACACAAAUUCCCUGGGAUACUGGAUGUACCCCUAAACAUAGGAAUACCCCUUUAAAUGUUACAUCCCCUGGUAACCCUGAUCUGGGUGAGACACAUAUCCAAAAAUCACCCAGAUCGGACCAGGGGUUCAGGAAUUAUAGAGGGUUAAAGUUUUGACCGACUGCAUGGCAAAAGUAUCCGAAAAUAGUUCCAUGUACUUUGGCCCUGCAGUCGGUCACAGAAAAGGGAAUGAAUCACACAAAUUGCCUGGGUUAGAGAGCUUGGGGAGGAUUCGUAUGAAUCCCACUGUUCGUGGGAUCCUUUCUACCGAACGGCGGGCCGUUCGGUAGUUUCUGCACGAAUUGCUGGAAGUCUGGAGGUCUCAGCGGUGUUUGCUUAGUCGAGUGUCCGAUUUUAGUUCCAGACACUCGACGGCAAAACACCGCUGUUCGGGAGUUUAAGAUGGCCGCCGCCACGUGUUCGUUUCCCGAAUGGCGGCCACCCAGAGGACAAAACACCCAUUACACAUAUUGCCAAUUACCCGUUUGCAACAUUGUUGCAAACGGUAAUUGGAGGCACACUUACGCCAGGGUGGUCUGGUUGUUCGGUAGUUUCACCCAAUAUAAUGAAUGGAGUAAUUCUACCGAACAAUCAGACGAAUGCUGCAUACACAUAACACUGUUUACCGAACACAUAAUAUUAAAUGCAGCCUGAAUGCAAUUUGCUACACAAUCUUAAAGGGCAUUAUUCCUAACAGUCAGAAUAUGUCCACGGAUGGCCCUUAAAGGGCCAGUAGCAGCAAUAUAAAAAUGUCACAUGCCCAAAGAUUGCAUACAAAAGUACGAAUUCACAAGGGGGCCAUAGUCAGAUGGCAGGAGGCUGGCAACCAGGCUUCUCCAGUGCAUAGUGGCGAGGUUGGUUUCGCCACAAGAUCCAAUUCCAAUCAGCCAGAAAACUACUCCACAUGAGUAAAUCCGCCCUAGCCGGACCGUCCAACACGAUUGGGCAUGAGUCGGACACACCGUGGAGCAAGAGGAGAAGCCUGGAGACAAAAGAUCUACCCUGUGGAAUGAUGCGCAUAGAGAAGCCUGGAGACAAAAGAUCUACCCUGUGGAAUGAUGCGCAUAGCAUCGGGGUUAAGGGACCCCAAUAAGGACUGGAGGCUCCUCCUAGUGCACGCAACACUCCGCAGGAACAGGACAAUCUCGUUCUUAAUGUGGGACAGCUUGUCUGGUGGUAAACUGGAUUGGAAGGUAGUGGUGUUGAGUACUAUGCCCAAGAAAACAAGCUUGAUGGAGGGACCGAGUGUUUUGCUAGGUGACAAGGGGACCCGGAGUGUAUGGAGUGAGGGGGUUGUGAACCUGGUUCUAUCAAUAGAAAAUCGUCUAGGUAGUGGAUGACAGAGGGGCACCUGAGUGUAUUUAGGAGGAGAAGCCAGCAGAGGGUUUCUGCGUAGAUAUCGAAUAACCUCCUAGAGCCAAAAGUGAGCCGGGUGGCGAUAAAAUACCUGUUUCUCCAUUUAACACAAUGUAAGUGCCAUAGUGAGGGGUGAAUAGGUAGUAGUUUGAAGGCGUUUGUUAUAUCUGUUUUGCUCAACCAAACUCCACGACCAGCUAAUAAGAUGGCCUCCAUGGUGUGAUGAGAGCAAUCUUGCCACAUUGCAUUGGAGAAGCCUGGUUGCUCGCCUGAUGCCUUUGGGUUAUGGCCCCAUGUUAAAAGACUUUGUUUCCCCUGCAGAAAAGACUUAUUCGUGCUUUUCUGCCCGGUGUUUGGUAGAUUCAAUCUACCGAACAACCGCACGAAUGCCUAGACCACCUGGGAGCUGGAUUAAACUGUAUUUGUGUGGUCUGAGGAAACGAAAAUUGGUAAAACCUUUUUACCUGAUACCAUGAAACUGGAACCUGGAAAUCACUUCUUGAAGUAGAUGAACCCAAAACAAAUGUUUUCUAAGAAGGAUGACCCGGAAAUAGUCUAUAUAAGGAACAGUUUAGUCAUAUGUAUUACUGGUCUGAAAUGAGCCUAGGAAACGGAGGGGGGGGGGGGCUUGAGUGACCCAGUGAUAUAAAAAAGGGGGAAAACGGCCAACUGUUCCUUUAAGAGGGUAACCCUUGUGUGGAAACCGCAGAGUGCUGGGAAUUAGUUCAUAAUUAAAUGUAACGGUGGGUCGGGAAAUGGUGCCACAGGACUAUGAUAUAUACAGGGGGAAAAACAGAGUAUAAACUUUAAAUAUAAAAUGGAAAUAGUCAUGUAUAGUUUCAUACUGGGGUAUAUACAUAACAUAUAGGGAAUACCUGUUUAUCCCUCCCGUGUUUGGCUAAGCGAACAAGAGAAGGAUUUAACAUAUAAAUCAACAGCAGUCUGUAUGAGUAAAUGAAAACGGCUGCAUUAAAGCCGUUCGUAAGCGUGUUCGGCUGUAUGAACGUGUGAAACAGCCGAACGUAGGGUAAGUAUGAGCGAUCAGUAUUAAUUUUUAAACGAAUGAAAUAAAGGUGAGUAUGAACUUCUGCGUUCGGCUAUUAGACGCGCGAACGCAGAAGUAAACGAACGGUGUAAGGAACGAAAUGGAAAGUAAUAAUAGGGAGCCUAUCCCUGUGUUUUUAGGCCCGAACGUGGGAAACACGUUCCCACUUUUGUGUUUACGUGUAGGUGCCGGUCUCAUGACCGGAAGCCGGAAACGAGUAACGAAGGUGAAGGAACCCGGAGGUCGGUGACAGGAGCUGUAACGAGGGAUUGGAUACUCGAGGCAGGAUUUGGCGGCAACCUCGACCGGAAGUGCAGGUAACUAAGGACAAAUGGCUUGCAAGACAAAGGUAAGUAGGGGGUUAGGGUUUAUAUAGGAUCAUUACUCCUCCCACAAAUUCAGGCCAAAUGGCCUUCCAAUAUAUAUAUAUAUAUGUAUAUUUCGUAUUAUUUUUAUUUAUACAUAAUGUCCAUAUACAUAAUUACAUAAAAUAAUUUCAUAAAUAUACACGUAGACUUCAAAUAUAUAAAUAUGUAUAUUUAAAUUCUAUGUGCAUAUUUAUGUAAUAUGUUUACCUAAUUAAGUAAUUUUAUUGAUUGCAAUUUGUGGGACAUGCCUGACAACCCAGGCCAAAAGUCCAGAUAAUUUAAUUUGCUAGCACUAUAUUUAACCCUGUAACUUUCCAAGACACCCUAAAACCUGGACAUGGGGGUAACUGUUUUACUCGGGAGAUUUCACUGAACACAAAUAUUAGUGUUUUUCAAAACAGUAAAACCUAUCACAGUGAUGAUAUUGUCAGUGAAAGUGACUUUUUUUGCAUUUUUUCACAACCAAACGGCACUUUCACUGAUGAUAUUAUUGCUGUGAUACGUUUUACUGUUCUGAAACACUAAUAUUUGUGUUUAGCGAAACCUCCUUAGUAUAACAGUACCCCAUAUGUGGAGGUUUUAUAGGUUUGUGAGUUACAGGGUCAAAUAUAAGGCUUGAUUUUACUUCUUUUUUUUUUUUUUAUUGAAAUUUGUCAGAUUGGUUACGUUACCUUUGAGACCGUACAGUAGCCCAGGAAUGAGAAUUACCCCCAUAAUGGCAUACCAUUUGCAAAAGCAGACAGUCUUUAGUAGACAGUCACAAACACUGGCCAAAGUUAGCGUUUUUUGCAUUUUUUUAACACACAAACAAAUAUAAGUGCUAACUUUGGCCAGUGUUUGUGACUAAGUGGCUACUAAAAAAACUGGACAUACCCCAUAUUGAAUACCCUGGGUUGUCUACUUUAAAAAAAAAAAAAAAUUUGGUGUGAUUUGGGGAUUUAUGACCAAUAACAGUGUUACAAUGUCACUAUUGAUAAAUGUAAAAAAUAUAUAUAUUUGUUAUUAUAGCCUUAUAGCAUUUUUUUUCAUUAGCUUUUGUAGAUAAAUAAAAGAUUUUUCAAGUAAAAGUCAAAAAACAUGUUUUCUUUUUCAAUUUUUCACCAUUUUUUUUUUUUUUUAAAGUAAAAUAUAUGACAUGAUACAAAUAAUGGUAUGUAAAGAAGGCCCUUCUUGUCCUGAAAAAAAAUAAUAUAUAAUUUGUAUGGAAACCGUAAAUGAGAGAGAGGAAAAUUACAGCUAAACACAAACACCACAAAAAUGUUAAAACCGUUCUGGGCUUAACGUACAACAUGGCCAAAACAGUCUGGUCCUUAAGGGGUUAAUAAUGUAUAAUGGAAGUUGCAGUCUUUAAAGUACAUAUUUUACCUGAACAUUUUAGCCUUGGUUAAACCUUAUUGGGAUUACCGUAUAUAGGGUUAACCGGUUUAAGAAGUGUGUAUGAAGCCGUAUCUCAUUCCUAUAGUUCUUAAUUUAUUACCUUUUUUUUUUUUUUUUUUUAUAGAGUUCAAACAACAAACACAACUUCUGUAAUCCGUUAUCUCAGCCUCCUGGGAGAAAGACAGAGAAAAAUGACAGAAACCCUUUCAGAGUGCUAAAUGAGGACCCCAAACAUACCCUGUGGAAGCAAAUCAGUGGGGAGAGAAAGCAGAAUGGGGAGAACAAAUACAGCGAGGAGGAAAAGCACAGGCAUAAGGAACGAGCGCAGAGCGGCGAGGAGGAAAGGUAUAAGGAACAAGCACAGAGCUGUGAGGAGGAAAGGCAUAAGGAACGAGCACAGAGCGGCGAGGAGGAAAGGCAUAAGGAACGAGCACAGAGCUGUGAGGAGGAAAGGCAUAAGGAACGAGCACAGAGCGGCGAGGAGGAAAGGCAUAAGGAACGAGCGCAGAGCGGCGAGGAGGAAAGGCAUAAGGAACGAGCACAGAGCUGUGAGGAGGAAAGGCAUAAGGAACGAGCACAGAGCUGUGAGGAGGAAAGGCAUAAGGAACGAGCACAGAGCUGUGAGGAGGAAAGGCAUAAGGAACGAGCGCAGAGCGGCAAGGAGGAAAGGCAUAAGGAAGAAGCACAGAGCUGUGAGGAGGAAAGGCAUAAGGAACGAGCACAGAGCAGCAAGGAGGAAAAGCAUUGGCAUAAAGAACAAGCGCAGAGCUGUGAGGAGGGAAUGCAUAGGCAUAAGGAACGAGCGCAGAGCGGCGAGAAGGAUAGGCAUAAGAAACGAGCGCAGAGUGGUGAGGAGGAAAGGCAUAGGCAUAAAGAACGAGUGCAGAGCUGUGAGGAGGAUAGGCAUAAGGAAGGAGCGGAGAGUGGCAAGGAUAGGCAUAAAAAACGAGUGCAGAGUGGCGAGGAUAGGCAUAAGGAACGAGUGCAGAGUGGCGAGGAUAGGCAUAAGGAACGAGCGCAGAGUGGCGAGGAUAGGCAUAAGGAACGAGCGCAGAGUGGCGAGGAUAGGCAUAAGGAACGAGCGCAGAGUGGGGAGGAUAGGCAUAAGGAACGAGCGCAGAGUGGGGAGGAUAGGCAUAAGGAACGAGCGCAGAGUGGGGAGGAUAGGCAUAAGGAACGAGCGCAGAGUGGUGAAGAGGAAAAGAAUAAGAAACAUAUGCUGAGUGAUGAGGAGAGGAAGGAUAAGGAUGGAAUGCAGAGCAGCGAGAAAGGAAAAACUAAAAGUAAGGAAUGGAGGCAGUGUAUUGCUGAACGAGAGAACCCCAGAAAUAAGGAAUUGAGGCAAUCUAUUGAGGAACACAAACUGAUGACAACCACAGUAAACCCAGCAAUAGACAAACUGCUAAACCCUAAAAAAACUCUAAUCUGUGAUGAGAGACUUGGCAACACCGUGGGGAAAACUCAGACAUUGGAGGAGAGGUCUUCAUUCCAGGGCUGGAGGGGCAAGGAGAUACCACUUGGGAUUACAAUCAAGACGAAAGGGCAGGAGAGCAUGGAACGGGUAGACAUGAGACUUCCACGGACAGACGGUCACAAAGACACAGCUGAAAGACACAGUGAGUCGGACGCUGGGCUUGAUGACCACAUCCCGCAGAGUAAUGACAAGGAAGGGACGUCAUUGCUAUACAGCAGAGCUAAGGAUAGUCCGGGAGACAGACUGUGUGAAGGUCACACAAAGAACACCACAAAUAGCUACCGAGACGUGAAGGAAAAUGGUGGUGGCCAGCAAGAAGACACGGCUACAGAUGAUGACGAUGUUUUAUUUGUUUCCUCUCAACCUGGAAAGGAGAAGCUCUCCUCCCAAAAUACCUCGGGAGGAGGCAAGCAACGGACCAUCACCUCCUUCCCAGGCUUCAGAGCACAGCCCCAAACACAAAAUUCGGCUGCACUGCACUCCCAGCUUACAGCCCAGCUCCAGCAGAAGAAGGUAUCUGUUCUGUAUAUCAAACGUGUGUGUAUCCCAAAUAUUAUAUAUUCUCUAUAUACCUCAAAUAUUCUAUAUUCUAUAUAUACACCCCAAAUAUAUAUUCUAUAUACCCCAAAUAUUAUUUGUGUUCGGGGCAUUCUCAUAUGA